Messenger RNA from Verticillium dahliae VdLs.17, 1623 nucleotides. RefSeq lists its product as uncharacterized. The coding region runs from base 1 to 1623 and encodes 540 amino acids. The transcript has a single exon. The record is from RefSeq and is a predicted model, not a curated record. Gene Ontology annotation, molecular function: protein binding. NCBI's taxonomy places the organism in Eukaryota, Fungi, Ascomycota, Sordariomycetes, Glomerellales, Plectosphaerellaceae.
AUGCCCAAGGGCUUGGAUGCAGCCUACGAUAGGAUAUUUCAACUGAUUACGGAGGAGAUUGGUGAAGACGAUCUUCUUGUCAGGGAUGCACUCUCCUGGAUUCGCCAUCACAAGACUCUGCACAGCCAGUGUAAUGAUAUUCCUGUCAGGGUGCUCAUCCAGGCAAUACACCCGGAGACAAGAGACCCUCAAACCAGCGAUAUUCAAUUUCUUCUGAAGGAACAAAAUCUCCGCAACGCCCUCGGUUGCCUGGUUCGGUUCAAAGAAGAAUAUCCUCGUGUCCCCAAUCGUCCAGAUUGGUGGCCGAACAUUACGGCAACGAGUGAAUCGUUGACAACGAUUGGUCUCGCGCACUACACCGUUGCUGAAUACCUCACUUCAGACCGAAUUGAAAGUACUGCGUCACAACGGUUCAGACCCCCUGAUCUGAUUGCACUCAUAGAGCCAGCAAUGAACGAGGCUCUGAGUUGUACAGCCGACAUAUCGUCUUAUCCCUGGCAUCCAGUUUUAACCAGUUUUGCAGGUUAUCAGGUGGCCUGGUGUUUGCGUCUUUUAGCACAAAGACGUAUACUGCUUGAGGAUCAGAGCCUCAUACGCUUAUUCUUUGAUACUCAGGGAGUGCCUCGAAGCAACAUGCAAUUAUUCUUCAAGGCAGGAUGCGACGAGUCACUCGAUCUGGAAGUUAUGAUACAAGGACACCUGUGGAUCAUGCGAAUAGCUGACUCGGACAGGCACGGGAAACUGUUGAGGGCCACACAGAUUACAAAGGGGUUAUUCGAAUUUGGUUUGUAUGACCUUGCCAAAGACCUUAUUCUCCGCCAUUCUGUGUCGGAACAAGUAGAAAUGUUAACCACGACGACGAAGCGCUGGAAAGAUGCUUUGCAUUUUUGUGAAACGGACGAGGAGGCCUUUGCCACAUACGAGUUCGAGGGAGCCCUGCCUCAAUGGUUUGCUACCAGGCUUGGCAUGCCAGGGGAUGGGAAUGAUCAUUGGCGAGCCACAGCUUUUUUCAACCUUUGCCGAGACUUUGGAUCUUUGUUUCUUCCCCAGAUUCCGGGCAUACUUUUCAUCGUCCUUGCAUCGCAUGCUGAACCAAGAGGGCUGUACUGUCCCCACCAUCAGCGACCACGGCGGUCGGCGACAAGCGAUCAGGAUCAAUGCAUUAUUCUGAUGCUUCUUGACAAUGGAGCUCAGACCAACCCCGCAGGAUUCGGAAUCACGCCUUUACAGGUCGCCGUGUCGCUCAACGACAGCCGCGCCACGAGAUAUCUCUUGAAAGCAGGUGCCGAUGUCAACGCUUCAGGGGUACACGACGGGCAUCUCUAUGGACCAAGAGAACCCCUAAGCCGAUUCAACUUGCUUCAGGGGAUGAGUCCGCUGUUCAUUCACGAGAGGCUGAGGAUACGGUCAAUUCAUGGGCUGGGGCGCAAGAAUGUGCGAUCCAAAGCCAUUGGCCGGUACCUCAGAGAAUAUGGAGCCCGUGCAGAGAGGACAAGCCACCCAGGAAGCGUCCAAGGGUGUGAAUUUGACAAUUGGAACACCCGAUCGGAUGACGAGGUAGCGGUGUACGAGGUUGACUCCAGCAGCGAUAGUGAUCUGGACUCAGAUUCUGAAAGUAGUUGA